Molecule: messenger RNA, 631 nt
Organism: Caenorhabditis angaria
Lineage: Eukaryota; Metazoa; Nematoda; Chromadorea; Rhabditida; Rhabditidae
Source: the annotation of a GenBank genome assembly
AUGGGAAUUCAUAGAAGAACUCGAUUAAACGUUGUUGAUAAUUCUGCAUUGGGAAAGGAAGCUGAUACAACUGGAAAACUUGCGUAUUGUAUUAAUGUUUAUAAACAAGGAAGAAGAGCAAAACAUUUACCACAUGCCGAAUUAGGAGAUAAGGUAAGAUAAGGUUUUCUUUUUUAAUCGACUCAAAAUAAUGGGAAAUCUUAAUCGGAAUUUGAAAAUCGUAAAUGAAAAAUAUUCUAUUACUUUCACGUUCAAAAAAUCGAAAUUAAUUUCAAAAUAAUGGGGAAGAAAUUUAAAACCACUAAAGCUCCAUCAUAGUUUGAUACAAAACAUGAGAAAGUUUCCCGAAAAUUCAUAUAUUUUCAGAAUUUUAAGAAACAAUUAAAAUUUUCAGAUCUUGGUUGCAAUUCGCGGUCAAAUGCGCAAAGCCUACGUUGUCGGUGCGAAUACCCAUGUUCAUUAUCGAAAACACGGUGUGCCAGUAACUGAUAAUAAUAUGAUUGUAUUAUUAGAUGAAGAAGGAAAUCCACUUGGAAAUCGAAUCACAGCUCCAAUUCCAACAAAACUAUUGGCAAAUCGCGGAAAUGUUCAAUUCUCAAAAGUUUUGGCUUUGGCUAACAAAUACAUCUAG